AUGCUGCCCGACGAGCUACUCGACCAGCUGAGGGCUACAUUUCCUUGUCGCGAGCUGCAGCUGCAACAGCUUGCCGCGUUGUACUCUCAAUCGCUACCAUUCCCGCCUUUGCUUGUUGCUCACGGCCUACCUUGUACCGGAAAAUCGGCUCUUAUCAAGGCCUUCCUCGAAGCCGCAUCAUUACCACAUGUCAUUGUCAACUGCCGCGAAUGCAUUACAGGAAGACAUCUAUUAGAGCGCACCGUGGGUGGUUGCCUGGAUGCCUUGGAUGCGACCGGAGACGGGAAGAUGGACAGAAGACCCUACUCUCGGACGGAGAACCUGAGCAGUCUGGUGGUCAAUUUACAAAAGAUGCUCGAAGGAAGAAGAGAUAAAUUCAUAGUGGUUUUUGAUGGGAUAGACGCACAGCGUGAGGCGCCUCCUACUCUGCUUCCGGCGCUGACGAGGUUCGGCGAAAUUAUAUCUAACUUGUCCGUUAUAAUGAUAACGACACUGCCACCCUCACUGCUCCAUAAACCGGGCAUACCGCACUUGAACUUUCCCGCAUACACACGUCAGGACCUCAUAACUAUCCUUUCCGCGUCACCUCCGAAAAUCUUCUUCACUACACCCUCUUCCGAACAGUUUCCAGACUAUACUCCGGACCUGGCAGCGGAAGACGAUGCCUGGCUCUGGAACCGCUUCCUGACUGCCGUUUGGGAGAGUAUCUCGAAGCACACCGGCCGGGACCUCGUCAGCUUCCGCAAUACGAGUCUCCGCCUCUGGCGCGAAUUCGUCGCCCCUAUAGUCGAUGGCACAUUCGGUACGCGGGACUUCUCCCGGCUGAUGGUAAACAGGCGCCAUCUGUUCCAGACAGAGGAUGCUGUCCUAGACCGCAUAAUCAAGAAGACCGCGAACAAUACAGCUGUGGCCAAGCGAAAGACCAUCCAACACGACCUUCCGUACUAUACCACUCACCUGCUCAUAUCUGCCUACCUGGCCAGCUACAACCCCUCCCGCACUGACACCACCUACUUCAUGAAGCACAGCGACAAGCGCAAAAAUAAGCGUAAAGUCUGCUCCCACUCCGGAAUAACAAAGUCCAAGCACAGACGCAUACCCAGACAUCUUCUCACGCCAUCACCCUUUCCGCUAGACAGAUUGUUGGCGAUUUUUAGGAGUUUGUUAGAUGCGCCUGUGCCGCAACUUGCGGAUAUUUAUACCCAGAUUGCUACGUUGACGAGUAUGCGACUGUUGGUUAGAGUGGGAGGCAUGGUUGGAGCGGAUCCGCUCGACGCGAGUGCGAGGUGGAGGGUUAAUUUCGGGUGGGAGUGGGUGAGGAGUUUGGGGCGGAGUGUGGGGAUUGAGGUGGGCGAGUAUUUGGUUGGCGGAGUGGAUGGUUAG
This is a messenger RNA of Westerdykella ornata, 1383 nucleotides long. RefSeq lists its product as uncharacterized. Lineage: Eukaryota; Fungi; Ascomycota; Dothideomycetes; Pleosporales; Sporormiaceae. The transcript is spliced from 4 exons. Gene Ontology annotation, biological process: DNA replication; DNA replication initiation. The record is from RefSeq and is a predicted model, not a curated record. Gene Ontology annotation, cellular component: nucleus; nuclear origin of replication recognition complex. The coding region runs from base 1 to 1383 and encodes 460 amino acids. Gene Ontology annotation, molecular function: DNA replication origin binding.